AUGUUGGGCCACAGACUUUCAGAGUCUGGGGAUGAAGCCCAUGUCCAUGCUGGUAACGCCGUGCUUAAUGCCGACAACUACACGUUCUUGGACCCUGGGGUGUAUUCUUCGAGGGAAUCCUCGCCUUCUAGGAGACUGCUUCUGUGCAUGGUGGUUUCGCAGUCUGUGAUCAUCCUGCUCUUGGUCAUCAUCUGCAUCAGACUAUUCCCCUUCAUGUGUACCCCAUGCCCGCUGCAGGAACAGGGCUGGAAUGAUACGGUCCAGUAUAGCUAUGGAGUGUCAGAGGAGUACAUGACGCUGGACCACAAAUUUGAUUAUUUAUGGUCUGAGACUGACUCAUCCCCUCUCAUUGAAUCGACGGGGCCAGAUGGGCAGCCACAGCGGGAAUCGAUCAGCAUGUUCCAUCAAUUGCACUGUUUAGCAUCAAUCCGGAUGGCCCUACAGGAGUCCAGGGAGAAUAAGGAUGUCGGCAUGGACUGGAGAGACAACGCUCACUGGCCGCACUGCCUUGACUACCUUCGUCAGACGAUUUUAUGCUUCGCCGACGACACCCUGGAGCACCGAGAUCGUCUCCCGAAUGGGACAACAGUCCGUUUCAUCAGCGGAACCCAGGAUGUACGCAGGUGUCGGUCCUCAGAGCGGUUGUAUGCCCUCAGAGCAGAGAAGGGCAUAUCUGUUUCGCAGGUAGACGUCUAG
Monascus purpureus is the source of this 696-nucleotide messenger RNA. The record is from the annotation of a GenBank genome assembly. NCBI's taxonomy places the organism in Eukaryota, Fungi, Ascomycota, Eurotiomycetes, Eurotiales, Aspergillaceae.